Lodderomyces margitis is the source of this 642-nucleotide messenger RNA. It is a transcript of the gene HPT1, whose product is annotated as hypoxanthine phosphoribosyltransferase. Gene Ontology annotation, cellular component: cytoplasm. The coding region runs from base 1 to 642 and encodes 213 amino acids. Gene Ontology annotation, biological process: XMP salvage; hypoxanthine metabolic process; GMP salvage. Gene Ontology annotation, molecular function: hypoxanthine phosphoribosyltransferase activity. The record is from RefSeq and is a predicted model, not a curated record. The transcript has a single exon. Lineage: Eukaryota; Fungi; Ascomycota; Pichiomycetes; Serinales; Debaryomycetaceae.
AUGUCGGAUGAUAAGAUGUAUAUCUCGUACAACAAUGUACACCAAUUGUGCCAAGAGUCAGCUGACAAAAUUAAGCAAUUCAAGCCUGAUUUAAUCAUCGCAAUCGGAGGAGGUGGUUUUAUUCCUGCUAGGAUGUUGCGUUCCUUCUUGAAAGAACCAGGUCAGCCAAAUGUCAGAAUCAUGGCCAUCAUUUUAUCUUUAUACGAAGAGAUUGAAAACUCAGAUGGAGUACAAGAAAAGCCUGGUACUCAUGUCAGUAGAACUCAAUGGAUCGAUUACACUCAAUCCAAGAUUAAUUUAGUUGGAAAGAACAUUUUGAUUAUUGAUGAGGUCGACGACACGAGAACUACAUUGCACUAUGCCGUCUCAGAGUUGAAGAAAGAUGUCGAGGAACAAGCCAAGGCUUUAAAUGCUGACCCAAAGAGCACCAAGUUUGCUAUAUUUGUCUUGCAUGACAAAGAAAAGCAAAAGAAGGCUGAUUUACCAGAUGAAAUUAUGAAGACGGGCAACUAUUUUGCUGCAAGAACCGUGCCCGACUGCUGGAUCGCGUACCCAUGGGAAGCAACUGAUAUUGUCUAUCAUCAAAAGAAAGCCGUUGAACAAGGCAACGAUGUGUUCCUUCCUUCAACUACACAAGAAUAG